GAUGACAGCAAUGAAAAAAGUAGCAAACUUAGGAAAAUCUCUUUCAGAUGUUGGCACAAUUGUUGGAAAGCCUAUGUCCGAAAUUCCUGGACCAAGAAGCCUUCCAUUUAUUGGCAGUUCUUACAAGUAUCUGCCAAUAUUUGGUGAAUAUAAGCUUAACGAAUGGGCAGAUGCAUCUGUAAAAAAGUAUCAAAAGUACGGACGGCUUGUUCGGGAGGAAAUUUUUCCAGGUUUAACUAUGGUUCAUGUCUUCGACCCUGACGACGUUAGAGUUGUUUCGAAAUACGAUGGAAAGUUUCCGCAUAGAUUUCCGUUCGAGGCUAUGCUGAAAUAUAGAAAAGACAACGAUCUACCAGUAGGUUUGACUAAUCUAAAUGGUGAAGCUUGGUAUGAUUUACGAAUGAAAGCCCAAACAAAAAUGAUGAGACCUAGAUCGGUUUCUGCCUAUCUUGGAGCAAUGGAAUCAGUUGCAGAAGAUAUGGUUAGUAAAAUUCGAUUUGUUAGAAAUGAGGAUGGAGAAGUAGAAGAUUGCUUGCAAGAGUUCUAUAGGUGGGCUAUGGAAUCGAUUGGAAUUGUUUGCUUUGAUACUAGAAUAGGAGUAAUUAGUGGAACUGAUUUAGAAGCUGAUGAAUUUAUUAGAAACGUUGGAAAGUUCUUUGAAUCUUUAAUUCGCUGCCAAUUGGCCUGGCCAUUUCACAAAAGACUUAAAACAAAAACAUACAGAACGGCAAUGGAAUGCAUGGAAAAGUUGUGGAGUAUAUCGAUGAAGUACGUAAAUAAUUCUCUAAUGACUUCGGCCGGUCGACAAGCUAUUGAUUCGACAAGGGCAGCGAGAGAGGAUGGCUUGUCUCUAUUAUUGUACUUGUUGACAUCUUCCGAUUUAAACAAGAACGAGGUACUUGUUUUAGUCUCUGAUUUCCUCCUGGCAGGAGUAGAUACAACUGCUCAUACUAUAGCAUUCGCGCUUUAUCUGUUAGCCAAAAAUCCUGACAAACAAGAGAAACUUUUUGCAGAAAUACAACAAUUCGCUCCAAAGGGUCAGCCAGUCCUUCCAGAAGCAAUCGAUAAAAUGACCUAUUUAAAAGCCGUCGAAAAAGAAACAGCUAGAGUUCUGCCAACGGUUGAAGGCACAAUGCGAACUUUAACAGCUGAUGUUUUGCUUUCAGGCUACCUCGUUAAAAAAGGUGCAAACGUCUUUACUCACAAUAGCGUUGCAGGGAAGUUGAAAGAAUACUUUCCCGAACCAGAAAAGUUCAUUCCCGAAAGGUGGCUAAGGAACAAUAACGAAAGUGAAAAAAUACACCCAUUCGCCGUAUUAAAUUUUGGUUAUGGGGCAAGAGCUUGUAUUGGAAGAAGAUUUGCCCAACAAGAGCUCUAUUUGGGUCUAAUAAAGAUUUUGCAAAAUUUUACUGUAGAGUAUCAUUAUGAGGAUAUGAUACAAGUUCAAAGAAUGAUUAAUAUGCCUAAAGUAACGCCCAAGUUCAAAUUUAUAGAUCGUUAA
Dimorphilus gyrociliatus is the source of this 1501-nucleotide messenger RNA. NCBI's taxonomy places the organism in Eukaryota, Metazoa, Annelida, Polychaeta, Dinophilidae. The record is from the annotation of a GenBank genome assembly.